This is a messenger RNA of Cladophialophora psammophila CBS 110553, 237 nucleotides long. RefSeq names its product diazepam-binding inhibitor (GABA receptor modulator, acyl-CoA-binding protein). Gene Ontology annotation, biological process: fatty acid metabolic process. The transcript has 2 exons. The record is from RefSeq and is a predicted model, not a curated record. Lineage: Eukaryota; Fungi; Ascomycota; Eurotiomycetes; Chaetothyriales; Herpotrichiellaceae. The coding region runs from base 1 to 237 and encodes 78 amino acids. Gene Ontology annotation, molecular function: long-chain fatty acyl-CoA binding.
AUGCAGCUCUACGCACUCUUCAAAGUCGCCAAUGGCGAGGACAUCACCAAAGCUCCUGCCCCGGGAAUGUUUGAUCUGAAGGGCAAAGCCAAAUACAAGGCAUGGCAAAAAGAGGUUGAUGCUGGCACCAGCGCACAGGAAGCCGAGGCGAAAUACAUCAAGCUCGUCGAAAGUCUCAAGGAGAAGUAUGGGUUUGAUCCGAGUAAAGUGCCCGAGGCAGUUGGCUCGAAUAAUUAG